AUGCUUCGCACGCCUGACGCAAACCUGCCGGCGUUUCCGCCAUCAAAAUCACGUCGUCCGCAAAAGCUAUCGCAUUCACUACGGUUCGACCCAGAGUGUGCCCAGAGUAUGCCGUUGGGCCUCAGUACCGGGGCACUAACCUUGCGGCAGUGGGGCUCCCCGGUCCCGCUGUACGGGUUUCUGGUCGUGACAGAUGUUAACUUGUCACGACCGCACCCCCGGUCGGUGAUUGACUCAGGCAGCAUGGGGUCGUCGGGCCCAUCCCAGCCGAAACUGGGCCUUGUGCUGACGUAG
This is a messenger RNA of Macrosiphum euphorbiae (potato aphid), 294 nucleotides long. NCBI's taxonomy places the organism in Eukaryota, Metazoa, Arthropoda, Insecta, Hemiptera, Aphididae. The record is from the annotation of a GenBank genome assembly.